UAUUGCGUACAAAUGUAUCCCUCAGCUGUUCUAAAAAACGGUUGGAGUUAAUAAAAAACAACAUUACACAUACAUACCAGCACAUCUCUUAUCAAUUAAUAUACAAUUUAUAAUUAACAGCUCGGUACAGAGAUGAGAGUUUUGCUCCUCGCCUGUCUCAUUCCCAAAACUGGAAACUAUACUACUGCUGAAAGGAUCAGGGAUCAUAUAGAAGAUGCAGGCCAUGUGUGUAUAUUACGCGAUUCAAGAGAUUUCAACUCAGCUUCUGAAGUAGCACUGCUGAACCAGAAGGAACCGUUCAACGCCGCACUGGCCAUCCAUCUGUUUAAAGGAGGUCGACUGCUGUUAGAUGUUGGAGUGCCCUUCGGGGUGGUGUUCGGGGGGACGGACAUCAACAAGGAUGUGAAGGACGAGCACAAGCGGAGCAUGAUGAAAGAUGUUCUACAGAGAGCCAGAUUUGCAGUAGCUUUUACUAAGGAAAUGAAACAGAAAGCUGAAUCUUACUUGAAGUGUGAUAGCAAUAAGAUCUCCAUUCAAGCUCAAGGAAUUGAGACCAGAAUCAGCUCUGACUUCAGCUGGAGGGAUUUCUUGCACAGCUCAGGUGUAGAAGUGGAUCAAGUGGACGACCUGCAUGUCUUCCUGUUGGUGUGUGGACUCAGAAGAGUGAAAGACCCUCUCUAUCUGCUUAACGCUUUUUCAGAAUGGCAUUCCCAGAACCCUCUGGUGAUCUUCAUUAUCAUCGGCCCAAAGGUUGACCCUGCGUUCAGUACAGAGGUUGAAGAGUGUGUAAAAAGAACUGAUGGUGUGUAUUUAGCAGCAGAGAGGAAUCAGGAGGAACUGCAUGCUGUGAUGAAGAAAUCUUUCGCCCUGGUCAACUCCUCGAUUUCUGAAGGAAUGUCGGCUGCCAUCCUAGAGGCUAUGAAUUUGGGAGUACCUGUGUUGGCGAGGGAUAUACCUGGUAAUGCCGCCAUCAUCCAGCAUGAACACAAUGGCCUGCUGUUCUCUUCCCCUGAGGAGUUUGUGCUUUUGUCUAAACGAUUGCUGAGUGACCAAGAACUGCAGGAGAAUCUGAGAGUUAGCGGUAAAUGCUACGUUAUGGAGAAACACAACGCGGCUCAGGAACGAUCGAUGUACCACAAGCUAAUAGAAACGCUGUGCUAAUGCACAGCUUCAAUUUCAGCUUCUUAUAUUUAUUUACAUUUUAACAAAACCUCAAUUCACAAAGUACUGGUUUAUGUUUUUAACUCUGAGGUGUUUUAUACAGAUGCUUAUUUAACUAUAGAUUAAAAGCUUAGCCAGAGCACAAGAACAUAUGCAUAUGUAAAUACAGAUCAAGUCUGAGCUGUUUGAACUUUUGGAUAGAUCGUUUGUACUCAUCUGCCGUCUCCUGGUGGUUGUUUGGAGAGAUUAAAAAGGGCAUUCUCUGUAUUCCCUCACUGUAGGGCUAAAUGUAUGUGGACAUAUUUGGAGAGAUUAGAACAGUUAUUUUCUGAGCACACUUUAGUUCUAAAAGUGUGUGGAUGCUCGGAGUCCCUCCACACUGAACACAUUAAGCCAUCUCAUAAUGAACCUUGCUUUGUGCACUUGGGCAGUGUCAUGCCAGAACAGAAAAGGACAUUCCCUAAACAGUUGCCUCAAAAUUAAAAAGAUAGAAUGUAUUUUAUCUCAUUAAUUUAAUACAUCUUUUAGCAACUUGUGGAAUUAAUCAUUAGGAUGUGUGUCCACAUACUUUCAGCCGUAACUGUAUUUAUUAUAACAGGUCAUCUGAUCUGCUGCAUUAUUACAUUUCACCUCAAUACUGUUUACAUUCAUUUAUUCAAAUAAAAAAUAUCUAAAGAACUUUAAAGGGAAUUUAUAGGACUAAAGGAAACUUAUGCUGAAUGUUUUCGAGUAAUGAUGCUUGUGAAAUAUGUUUACAUACUGUGAGUUAUAUAUUAGUAUGUGGAUAUUACAUUCUAUGUCCAUAUUACUUUUUAACCUUUGAGUGUACUUUGAAAAACAGUUAAAAAUAAAAGAUUUUGAAUAAA
This is a messenger RNA of Trichomycterus rosablanca, 2027 nucleotides long. RefSeq names its product glycosyltransferase 1 domain containing 1 (gene glt1d1). The record is from RefSeq and is a predicted model, not a curated record. NCBI's taxonomy places the organism in Eukaryota, Metazoa, Chordata, Actinopteri, Siluriformes, Trichomycteridae. Gene Ontology annotation, molecular function: glycosyltransferase activity. Bases 133 to 1161 code for a protein of 342 amino acids. The transcript is spliced from 12 exons.